Messenger RNA from Owenia fusiformis, 1851 nucleotides. NCBI's taxonomy places the organism in Eukaryota, Metazoa, Annelida, Polychaeta, Sabellida, Oweniidae. The record is from the annotation of a GenBank genome assembly.
CUGCGCAAGACCGGAAGUCCUAAUAGAUUCGGAGGGAAAUUUCAAUAUUUUUUAAUUUUACCAGAUAUCACCAUAUAUCUUGAUAACUUGAACAAUUCAGUGACAUCUGUUCAUGACAUUAUGUCCUAGAAUGAUCAAGAAUGAAGUGCACAAUACCCGGGAGCAAUAUAAAAGCAUUUGGUCGUUCGAUUCACUCCCUUGCAAAGAUUGGAGAUGAGCUCUACAUAGAGCCAAUGCAGCAUGGGCUAGGCCUUCGUACCGUCAACUCCAGUUACUCAGCAUAUGCCUGUUUUAUUUUUGCACCAGGCUUUUUUCAACACUAUGAUGAUGGGUCGCCUAGCAACGCUGAAGCCACAGAAGAGUCCCUCAAAUGUAAAGUUACUAUGAAGUCAUGCCUUACUGUCUUUAAGAAUGUGUCAAGCCUCGAGAAGACAGUGGAUAAAUGUAAGAUUACCCUGGACAACAAGGAAGAUAGGCUGGUAUUCCAGUUAUAUUGUAGACAUGGUAUAGUUAAGACACACAAUCUGUCUUAUAUCGAGUGUGAGACACUACAAGCGGUUUUCUCUAAGGAUCUGUGCCCCAAUCUUCUUACUGCACAAACAAAGCUAUUGCAAGAUGCUGUGUUGAAUUUUCAAAAUAAUCAGGAAGAAGUCACGCUAACUGUGCGCCCCGACAAACUUACCUUGAAAAACUACACAGAUGAUGAACCAGACCCUACUAAAGUGAUGCAUACAGAGUUGACCCUGGAUGCCUCAGAAUUUGACAAUUACCAAGUAGGGGUGGAUAGUGAUAUCACAUUCUGCUUAAAAGAAUUGAGGGCUAUACUUGGGUUCACUGAGGGAUGCAGUCUUCCACUCUCUGUGCAUUUUGAAACAGCUGGCAAGCCAGUAGUGUUCAGUCUAGAUGAGGGGAGGGGGUAUGAAGGGAACUUUGUUUUAGCGACACUAGCAGCAGAUGACUCAGGCUCCAGUCAGAGGUCAACACAACAAAAACACGCUAACCCUACUGCAAAUAUAACAAAGAGUACAAGUAUUGCCAGUAAGAGAAGUGUAAAUGAUAACCUAAGUAUAAAUAAGAGAGACAAAGUACGUAACCAGGGUGAUGUAAGCAGACAAGAUUCAGUUCCAAGGUCAACAGCUAAACCACCAAGAGAAGGCAAAACAAAUCAGCAAAAAAGAACCAGGUCUGAUGCAUCCAAACAAAUGGAUGUCGCAUUGGAAGAACUAAUGAAUGAUGAUCUGGAUGACUUGGAUGUGGGAGCCAUGGGAGAGCCACAUAGGACACCCACAAGGGAGCACAGAGAUGCCUCCAGGGAGCAAGAUAUGUCUUCAAGUAGUCCUGAGAUCCCUUUGCAGACUAUAGGUGGCGCUAUAGGUACUGAUGAUGAGGAUGUCCUUCCAGGAACUCCGCCAAGUAAACGAUUCAAGUCUUUAUUCUUUGGGAUGUCGCAACAGUCAACAAGUAGCGGUAUGACAUCAUCAAAACAUGUGCCCGUUGUACUAGCAGGGGACAGUGAUUCAGAACCAGACUGAUCGAUUCAAUGUUCGAAUGAGAUAAAUGAGCUUUAUGGGGGAUAACAAUGAUAUCUUCAUGAGAUAACUCAAGAUAGGAUAUGGCCGAGGGAUAAAAGCCAAAUCCAAAAUGGAUGAUCAGUUCACCUAAUAGUGUAUCAGCCUAGUGCCAUAUAAAAUACAUUGUUUUAAAAAUAUGGGUCUUGAUUUAUGAUCAAUGCUCCCAUAGGCAGGUCACAGGUCACAAUAAAAAAAUAUGAUGGAAUAUUUUAGUGCUACAGUCGUAGUAAAAUAAAUAUAUGAUUGUCAGUAAAUAGACAAUAAAACAUAUUAAUUGACA